This is a messenger RNA of Lodderomyces oxycetoniae, 5220 nucleotides long. RefSeq lists its product as uncharacterized. The record is from RefSeq and is a predicted model, not a curated record. NCBI's taxonomy places the organism in Eukaryota, Fungi, Ascomycota, Pichiomycetes, Serinales, Debaryomycetaceae. Bases 1 to 5220 code for a protein of 1739 amino acids. Gene Ontology annotation, molecular function: protein binding; RNA binding. Gene Ontology annotation, cellular component: nucleolus; small-subunit processome. The transcript has a single exon. Gene Ontology annotation, biological process: rRNA processing.
AUGUCCGAGUCCAAGUCUGUAAUUAGUAGUAGCGAGUAUGCGUUUCCUAGAGGUGGUUCUACGGCUUUAACGCCGUUGGAAGUCAAGGAGAUUUCCAAUGAAGCUACCAAAGAUGUGCUAUUUGAAGUUGCCAAUCUGAACAAAAGAUCCAAGAGUGGUCUGGGUUUGGAGGAGAAAUCAAGAAAGAAGCAGCGUAGAAGUGGUAAGAGCAGAUCUAGAGAGGAAGGGGACAAGGACGAAACCGAUGAAAACAAGGUGACUGUAGAAUAUUUAAAUUUUAAGAAUCUUUUACCGAAAUCAUUAGUCUUUGGCCAAAUACAGUCAGUUAACAAGUUGGACAUUGUGUUGGCAUUAGAGAACAAUUUAGUUGGGUAUAUACCUAUAACUUCGAUUAGUGCGGAAAUGACUGAUUUGGUUGAUAAAUUUGAGGAAGAGGAACAAGAAGAGGAAGAGGAGGAGGAGGAGGAGGAGGAAGAGGAGGAACAAGAAGAGAAUGACAAGAAGAUGAGCAAGGCUACAUUCACAACCAAAGAGGCAAAAGUAUUUCCCGAUUUAAAAUCGAUAUUCACAGUAGGAUCUUGGAUAAAAGCAAAAGUUGUCGAGGCAGACAAUAAAAGUAAGAAAAAAAGGAUAGAGUUAAACAUAGAACCAAAAGUUGUUAACGCCAACAUCGAGGAGGAAGAUUUAGUUCCAGGAAACGUAUUGCUGUGCUCGGUGAAAUCAAUCGAAGAUCACGGUGUGAUUGUAGAUAUUGGUGUCAAUGGCUUUUCUGGAUUCUUGUCCAACAAAGAAAUACAAAACGCCAAACAUCUUGAUCUAAACAAGAUAAGCGUUGGGCUAGUUAUUGCAUCUACAAUUGUUGCUAAACCCUCUGGAAGAAUAUUAACUUUGAAGCCGGUGGAUUCCACUUUUAAGAAACAACAAGCAGUGAGCAAGAUAGCAUCCGUUGAUUCUAUUCAACCUGGUAUACUCGUUGACGCUUUGGUCAGUGAGAUAGCUGAGGACGGGAUUUUAGCAAGAGUCUUUGGUUUGGUUGAUGCAAGUAUCAAUAUUUCGCAGCUACAUGUUUUUAGUGUUUCCGAUUUAAAACACAAAUAUGCCAUUGGAAGUACAAUCAAAGCCAGGAUUUUAGCAGUUUUAGAAAAAGGCGGAGUUAAGAAAUUGGUACUAUCUUUACUACCCCAUGUAUUGCAAUUAGAGGGCAAAUUACAAAAAGAAGAAGUGCUUGAAGCGUUUCCUAUAGGUCACAUAUUUGACGAAGUUGAGAUUGUUGGAACAGAUAGGAGUUAUAUUUAUGUUAGUUUCGGCUCGAAAGCUUUAUUUGGCCAGGUACACAACUCCAAUCUUGCUAGCAACAAGUCAUUGCUUGACUACACCAUAGGCAGUAAACACAAGGCGAGAGUUGUUGCGUUCAACACUAUUGAUAAUUUGUUAGUUCUUACCUUUGAUGAAAAAAUCAUUCAAGCAGAAUACCUAAGUGUAAAAGAUAUUCCAUUGGGGACAUUAUUGCCAAACUGUGAAGUUGUGAAGGUGUUACCUGAUAACGGAGGAAUCAAUUUGAAAAUCAAUGGCGGUGGUGUUGAAUUUAUUGGAACUGUUCCUCCAAACCAAAUGUCGGAUAUUAAGCUUGUAUAUCCAGAGAGGAAAUUCAAACCGGGCUCCAAAGUGAAGGGUAGAAUUUUAGGCCACAAGGGUAAGAUACCAUUGAUCACCUUGAGGAAAGCAUUGGUAAAUCUUGAAGAUGAUGAGAUACUUCUGAACUUUGAUGAUGCCAAAAUUGACUUUAGGACAAAUGCCACUGUGGAAAAAUUUGUUCAUGGUGGUGCAAUUGUUUCAUUCUUUGGUACCCUUCGAGCUUUCUUACCAAAGACGGAGAUUUCGGAAACCUUUGUUGAAGAUGCUAGUAAAUAUUUGAAACUUGGCCAAAUUGUCAAGGUUAAAAUAUUGGAUAUUAACAAAGAGAAAAAGAAAUUGAUUGUCACCUUAAAACAAUCGAGUGAAUUAUCGAAUGCACAGAAACUAGAAAUAUCACAGCUAUUGCCAGGAAGAUCCAUGGUCGAUGCUGUUAUAGUUGAGAAAAAGAAUAAUGCAGUUUUGAUUGAACUUGUUGGUGGUUCCAAUUUAAGAGGUGUUAUCAGCGAUGGACAUCUUUCAGAUGGAAACUAUGAGCAGAACAGAGCACUAUUUAAGAAGCUUGAGAUCUCAAGUAAAAUCCAAGCUUUGAUAUUGGAGAAGGAUUUAAAAGCAAGAACUGUUAUUGCCACAGCAAAGAAAUCCUUGAUUGAAGCAGCAAAGAGAAACCAAUUCCCAAUUGAUUUUGACGAUAUUCAGCCGAAUAAAGCUGUUAAAGGAUAUAUAAAAUCAGUCACCAAUCUCGGAUUGUUUGUUUCAUUUGCUGGAAGGUUAACUGGUUUGAUCUUGGCGAAAUAUGUAAGCAGGAAUUCAAAUGAAGAUUUGUCAAAAAAAUUUUACAAAUACCAGUCAAUCGCAUGUCGUGUAUUGAGCAUCGAUCAGGAGAAUAGGAGGUUCUUGUUAACAUUAACCGAUGGUAAGGAUUCUGAUGAUGAAGAGUUGGUGAAUCCAGUUGACUCUAGUAAGAAAUAUGUUGCUGAUUAUACAUCAGGAACAAUGACCAAAGCAGUUGUAAAAUCCGUUAAGGGAACUCAAUUGAAUGUUCAAUUGGCUGAUAACUUGCAAGGCCGUGUUGAUGUUACUCAGUGUUUUAAAUCUAGUGAUGAUAUUAGAAACAUGAAUCAGCCAUUGUCUGCAUUCCAUAAAGGAGAAGCGAUUGAGGUUAAGGUUAUCGGUGUACAUGAUGCUAAAACUCACACAUUUUUACCUAUAACACAUAGAAAAGCACAUAAUCAGACGAUUUUAGAGUUGUCUAUAAACGACCCGGUUAUUAAUGGCAAGGAGUUGAGUAGCUUAAGAGUUGGUGAUGUUAAGCCCGAUGAAGAGUUUUUAUCGUUUGUCAACAACAUUGAUCGUGGAUUUGUUUGGGUUUCUAUAUCUCCUGCUAUCCGAGGACGUAUCCCGUUUUUUGAUUUGACUAAUGAUGGGACUAUUUUCCAAGAUUUUGAAAACAAGGUUCCCAUUGGUUCUGCAUUGAAAGUCAAGGUGAAGGAAGUUGACGAGGAGCACAAUACUUUAUCCUUAGUGUCAAGAACAAAGUACAUUUCCAAAGUUGAAGAUGUUGCAAAAGGUGAAACAUAUCCGGCUAAAGUUGUUAAGAUUAAAGAUACUUUUGUAUUGGUUACUUUAGGUAACAAGGUGAUUGCAUCAUCAUUUAUAACUGAUGCUCUCAACGAUUAUACUGACAAACUAGACCAUGUCUUUCAUUCUAAUGAAUACGUUGCUGCUACAGUUCUCGAUGUUGAUGUCGAAAAUAAGAAAAUUUCCGUUAGUUUAAGAGACGAGAAGAAAGCGACAGAUAAGAUGAUCAGCACUGUUGAAGAUUUAGCGCGUGGUCAGAUUGUCAAAGGGUUCAUCAAAAACAUUGCCAGCAAUGGAGUUUAUGUUUCCCUUGGUCGAUCGGUGCAUGCUUUAGUUCGAGUCUCCGACCUCAGUGAUUUAUACUUAAGAGAUUGGAAAAAGUAUUUCAAGCAAAAUCAAUUAGUUACUGGUAAGAUUAUAAAUUGUAAAGAAAAAGGUAAAGUGUUGAUGACAUUAAAGGAUAGUGAAGUAAAUGGAGAUUUAAGGAUUUUGAAAAAUUUUGAUGAUUUGCAUAUUGGGGAUAUAUUUGAAGGGACUGUAACAAAGACAACUGAUUUUGGAGUGUUUGUUAAGUUAGAUGGUACUAUUAACAUUAGUGGGUUAUGUCAUAUCUCCGAGAUUUCUGAAAAUGACGUUAAAGAAGUUUCUAAAUUGUUUGGUGAGGGUGAUAGAGUAAAGGUUAAGAUUUUGAAAAUUGAUCUCGUUAAAAAACAAUUGUCGUUGGGUAUGAAAGCAUCUUAUUUUGCAGAAGGCAAGGGGGACGAAGAGGGAGAAGAUGUUGAUAUGGAAGACGCCGAAGACGAGGAGAACAAAGAGGAUAAUGAAGAUGAAGACGAAAGCAUGAGUGAGGACGAUGAUGACGAUGAUGUUAUCAUCGACGCCAAGGAUAACCGAGAUGAUGAGUCAGAAUUUGAGGAAGAAGGAGACAAUAAUUCGAACUCGGACUCUGACCAAGAAGAUACGGGUGUGUCGUCUACUAAUAUUGGCUUGUCGACAAACGGUUUCGAUUGGACAGCUUCAAUUUUGGAUCAGAACAAAGAUGAUUAUGAUUCCUCUUCAGAUGAAGAUGAAGAAACCAGAGAACUCAGCAGCGGCAAUAAGAAAAACAAAAAGAAAAACAAGCAAUCCAAGCAUGUUGAAGAUAAGACGAUUGACCUCAAUACCCGUGCGCCUCAAUCUGUUUCCGACUUUGAAAGAUUAUUGAUUGGUAAUCCCAACGAUUCGAUCUUGUGGAUGAACUAUAUGUCAUUUAACUUACAGUUGAGCGAGCUUGAUAAGGCACGUGAAAUUGGAGAAAGAGCUUUAGAGACGAUAAAUUAUCGAGAAGAGCAGGAGAAAUUAAACAUCUGGAUUGCAUUGUUGAAUUUAGAGAAUAGUUUUGGUACUGACGAGUCGUUGGAUGCAGUAUUCAAAAAAUCGUGUCAAUAUAUGGAUUCAUUCACGAUGCAUCAGAAAUUAGUAAACAUUUAUAUAAUGAGUGAGAAAUUCGAACAGGCUGAAGAAAUGUUUGAGAAAAUGUUGAAAAAAUUUGGUAGGGACCAUGUUUCGAUAUGGGCAUUAUAUGCAUCAUUUUUACUAGAUCAGAAUCACCUGGAGAAAAUCCAUGAUUUGUUAUCUCGAGCAUUACAAGUUUUGGCUAAACGCGAUCACAUUGAGGUUGUUCGGAAAUUUGCUCAAUUGGAAUUUAACAAGGGAGAUCCCGAACAAGCGAGAUCAUUAUUUGAGGGAUUGAUUGCUGAUGCACCAAAGAGAAUCGAUCUAUGGAACGUGUACAUUGACCAAGAAAUCAAAUUAAAGGAGAAUAACAAUAAGCAAGAAAGCAAUGUUGAUAAUAUAAGAGAUUUAUUUAAUCGAGUUGUUGAGAAUAAGAAAGUAUCGCGAAAACAAGCAAAAUUUUUCUUUAAUAAAUGGAUGAAAUUCGAGGAGAAAUUAGGCGAUGAAAAGAUGAUGACGAGAGUCAAAGCUAAGGCUAUUGAAUAUGUUCAAAAUCAAGAAUCUUCUAACUGA